Molecule: messenger RNA, 822 nt
Organism: Macrosteles quadrilineatus (aster leafhopper)
Lineage: Eukaryota; Metazoa; Arthropoda; Insecta; Hemiptera; Cicadellidae
Product: short stature homeobox protein 2-like
Exons: 5
Coding region: 1-822 (273 amino acids)
Biological process (GO): regulation of transcription by RNA polymerase II
Cellular component (GO): nucleus
Molecular function (GO): sequence-specific double-stranded DNA binding; DNA-binding transcription factor activity, RNA polymerase II-specific
Source: RefSeq, a predicted model, not a curated record
AUGGAACAGCUGACUCAGUUCGUGUCCAAGCAGUUCGACGCUGCCGAGGCCAGGUCUGAGCUGUGGCCUGGGUCCGGUGGUUCGGGAGCUAGCUCUAGAGGUUCUGCCUCCCCCGUCGUGGACCCUGAGGACUCGAGGUCUCCACCCUGUUCUCCUCCACCCUCCGCCACGCCGAACACCCCGCCAGCCGCACCAGAGGACGAAGGAGGCCGUCGACUUCAACUAUCACCUCUACCUAAACCUGUGAACAAGCAGCGACGAAGUCGGACCAACUUUACACUAGAACAACUCAACGAGCUGGAACGACUCUUUGACGAGACUCACUACCCGGACGCGUUCAUGAGAGAAGAGCUGAGUCAAAGACUCGGUCUGAGCGAGGCAAGAGUGCAGGUUUGGUUCCAAAACAGAAGAGCAAAAUGCAGAAAACAUGAGAGCCAACUGCAUAAAGCUGCAGGUAUGAUGUUGUCUAGUCAUGUGACACACACCAGUCCCCCAGUAGCUACUCCUCUAGAGCCAUGCAGAGUAGCUCCCUACGUCAACGUACCUAGACUGCCUUCUCUGCCGUUCCCUCCACCUGCUACCUUCUCCGCCUUCGACCCCGCGCUGCUAACCGCCGCUCAUCAGUACGCGGCGGCGGCUGCUGCCCUCGCGGCCCCUGGCACGUCCCCUCUGCUGCUCUGUCACCCGCAGUACAGCCUCGCCCUCGCGGCACUCCACAAUGACCGCCUCCACUCUAAGAACUCCUCCAUCGCCGACCUCAGACUGAAGGCGAAGAAGCACGCGGAGGCGCUGGAGCUGGGGAGGGACAAAGAGUCAGUGUAG